Panicum virgatum (switchgrass) is the source of this 1015-nucleotide messenger RNA. RefSeq lists its product as uncharacterized. The transcript has 2 exons. Lineage: Eukaryota; Viridiplantae; Streptophyta; Magnoliopsida; Poales; Poaceae. The coding region runs from base 89 to 1015 and encodes 308 amino acids. Gene Ontology annotation, cellular component: membrane. The record is from RefSeq and is a predicted model, not a curated record.
UGCCAGACAUGACAGAAUCGUCCUGACCGCUCUUGCCCGGGCAGGCUCUCCGGCGGCGGCGCAGCUCUGAGGCCCGCCCCCACUUGCUAUGGGCUUCUUGAUCUACGCCUGCCUCCUCCACCUCCUGCUCUCGACCGCCGAUUCCGGGGUGGCGGCGCAGUCGCAGCCGCUGUCGCCGGCCAGGAUCCUCGACGCGACGCUGCAGGACUACGCGUUCCGGGCCUUCGAGCACCCGCGCACCGGCAUUGUCUACAACGCCACCCUCCCCGCCAACCUCACCGGCAUUGCGCUCUCCGCGGUCCGCCUGCGCAGUGGCAGCCUCCGGCGGAAGGGCUUCGCCGACUACUUCCAGUUCGGCGUCCCCACCGGCGUCGUCGUGCAGCCGCACGUCGAGCGGGUGGUGCUCGUCUACCACAACCUCGGCAGCUCGUCGGACCACUACUACCCGCUCUCCGGGCACACCUACCUCGCGCCGGUGCUGGGGCUGCUGGCCUACGACGCAGCCAACCUCUCGUCCGUGGGUCUGCAGGAGCUCAACAUUGUCGCAUCAAGGGAUCAAUGUCAGGGCGGUGCCAUCAGGCAGUGCGCCGCCGCGGUGCGUGGUGUUCGAUUUAAAUGGUGUGCCGCUGCUCGGGACCUGGAGGCAACCAAUGCGGGCUCGACGUAUCGCCAGGGGCACAUCUCAAUAGUGGUGAACUCCAGUGAGAUUGCUCCAGCUCCUGCUCCACCUGGCUCAAUCUCCCCACCGAUACCGACUCCGGGAGGGCAAAAGAAGGGAAACUCAAAGGCGUGGAAGAUUGCCGUCAGCGUCGUUGGGGCUGCCAUAGCAUUGGGGCUGUUGGCUGUGCUUCUGCUGUGUUUGGUCAGGUACAAAAGGGAUAAGAAGUUGGAGGCGAUGGAGCGGAAUGCUGAGGUUGGGGAGACGUUACGGGUGGCGCAGGUUGGGCGGACGCAGGCACCUGUGGCCUUGGGGACACGGACACAACCGGUGAUUGAAAACGAUUAUGCUGCAUAG